AUCGCGCGGCCGCGAACCGGUCUCCGCGAGCUGGGGACUUCUCCGCGCGGGGCGAAACAGCAGCGAGCCCCGUUGCGCGAGUGGGAAGGAGCCCUAGCAAGCAGCUCUGUGGCCCAAUAACUUUCCUUUGCUCUCGAGUAUCGGCCAAUGAGGCGCGUGGGGCGGGACUUCCGCCUCGCCUAGGUGUUGUCUCUGCUCUGACUCGGGGCUGUGGGGUCGGUGCGGAUAUCCAGUCAGGAAGUCAUGGUAGACUCUUCUCCCGCAUCGACGCGGCGGGCGUACCUAUUUGUGUUGAGGGACUAGGCAUUCAGGUGGAUUUUCAGCAAGAUGCUGCUCUCCAUAGGGAUGCUCAUGCUGUCAGCCACACAAGUCUACACCAUUUUGACUAUUCAGCUCUUUGCAUUCUUAAACCUGCUACCUGUAGAAGCGGAUAUUUUAGCAUAUACUUUUGAAAAUGCAACUCGGACAUUUGACGACCUGCCAGCAAGGUUUGGCUAUAGACUUCCAGCUGAAGGUUUAAAGGGUUUUUUGAUUAACUCAAAACCAGAGAAUGCCUGUGAACCCAUCGUUCCUCCACCACUGAAAGAUAAUUCUUCUGGCACUUUCAUCGUAUUAAUUAGAAGACUUGAUUGUAAUUUUGAUAUAAAGGUUUUACAUGCACAGAAAGCAGGAUACAAAGCAGCCAUAGUUCACAAUGUUGAUUCUGAUGACCUCAUAAGCAUGGGAUCCAACGACAUUGACGUGCUAAAGAAAAUUGACAUUCCAUCUGUUUUUAUUGGCGAAUCAUCAGCUAAUUCCCUGAAAGAUGAUUUCACAUAUGAUAAGGGGGGCCACAUUAUCUUAGUUCCUGAAUUUAGUCUUCCUUUGGAAUAUUAUCUAAUCCCUUUCCUUAUCAUAGUGGGCAUCUGUCUCAUCUUGAUAGUCAUUUUCAUGAUCACAAAAUUUGUCCAGGACAGACAUAGAGCUAGACGAAACAGACUCCGUAAAGACCAACUUAAGAAACUUCCUAUACAUAAAUUCAAAAAAGGAGAUGAGUAUGAUGUAUGUGCCAUUUGUCUGGAUGAAUAUGAAGAUGGAGACAAGCUCAGAAUCCUCCCCUGUUCCCAUGCUUAUCAUUGCAAGUGUGUAGAUCCUUGGCUAACCAAAACCAAAAAAACCUGUCCAGUCUGCAAGCAAAAAGUUGUUCCUUCUCAAGGCGAUUCAGACUCUGACACAGAUAGUAGUCAAGAAGAAAAUGAAGUAUCAGAACACACCCCUUUACUUAGACCUUUGGCUUCUGUUAGCACCCAGUCAUUUGGGGCUUUGGCGGAAUCUCGAUCACAGCAGAACAUGACAGAAUCUUCAGACUAUGAGGAAGAUGACAAUGAAGAUAGUUACAGUAGUGAUGCAGAAAAUGAAGUUAAUGAACAUAGUAUUGUGGUCCAAUUGCAGCCUAAUGGUCAACGGGAUUACAACAUAGCAAAUACUGUUUGACCUUUAGGGUGAUUUGGUUUUCUUUAAAAUGUUUUAUUUAGGUAUAUAAUGGUUUGACUUUUUUGCUCCCUUCAGAGAUUCCUGUAGAAAUAAUUGUAUUUCAGUAUUCUAAAGUUUAAUCAUAGGGUUUUUGUUUUUUGAAUCUGGUAUGUAUCUGCAGGACUGUACUUCAUUUCACUAAUAACUAAUAAUAGACUGGUGCUGUAACACAAGCAUCAAACCAACUCUUAUGGAAUGAAAUAUAGCCAAAACAUAAAAAUAUUCCUCAGCAUAGCUUAUAGUUAAGACCUAGAUCACAGUAUGCAAAUGUCUCCUGUUUCACACUCAAGGUCAGUCCUGUGGUCACCUAGCAUGAGCUAAGCCAACUUCCAUCUCCAUAAAGUUACUCAGCUGUUGGUGAGCUGGAAUGUUUGUUCUGGUUUUUCUCCAACUCCAACUUGUUGUCAUUAGUGAGAGGAACAAGGCUAAGUUAGCAUUUUUCCUCCUAUCAGUACCACCAAGAAACCUUUUCCUUUUAUCCCCAGUAGUCUUACCCUGUAGGAACAGUCUGUACUAGUAUAGAUUUCAGCAGUUUUUGUUUUUUUAAGGUUUUUAAUAGUGUUAUAUAUGAAUUUGAUUCAUAAGUUAAAAUAAUGUCUCUGGACUUUACUUACUGAAUUUCAGUAUAUUUUAAGGGUUUUGUGUUGUGAUCAAAGCAAAAAAGAAAAUGCUGUAUAUAAAAAUACCAAACAGCAUACGUUAAUACUCAGAUCAUAUACCUCUUAAUAAAGAUCAUCUAAUGUUAAUUAACCCUGCUAAAGUAUGUACAGAGAAAAAUGGUUUGAGUAUUGGAUCUGAAAAUAAGUGCUUACAUUUAACAGGACUUAUGAUGUAUUUAAACAAUGUAUUAUGAAAAAUUAAACUAUAUAAUAUUAUUGUAACUAUGUAGAAAACAGACUUAUGUAUAAUCAAAAUGCUAAGAAUUUUUAUAUGUCCUGUAUGAAGGGAGUCUGAAUGUUAAUAAACACAUUUUCCACUUCAGAACCAACAUUGUGGUAUUACCCAUAUUUGCUCUAUAUCUAUACACUGCAUUAAAAAAUAUGAUUGAACAUGUCUCCAUAGAGUUUUAUACAAGGUUAAAUGACAAUGCAAACUCAUAUCUGAAAAGUUAAGACUACAGCCAAUUAUGUAUGGUAAAUCCUUACACUGGACUACUGUACAGCCUUGAAAGGCUAAAGUAAAUACCUAGAUAAAUCUGCACUGAUACAAGUUUUAAGUGAGCAAAAGUAACUGGGGAAUAACAAGCACACAAAACAGGCGCCUUUGUGGCAAAAAGAAAAAAAAAAUGC
This is a messenger RNA of Condylura cristata (star-nosed mole), 2801 nucleotides long. RefSeq names its product ring finger protein 13 (gene RNF13). The coding region runs from base 328 to 1473 and encodes 381 amino acids. The record is from RefSeq and is a predicted model, not a curated record. Lineage: Eukaryota; Metazoa; Chordata; Mammalia; Eulipotyphla; Talpidae. Gene Ontology annotation, molecular function: ubiquitin protein ligase activity. The transcript is spliced from 10 exons. Gene Ontology annotation, cellular component: nucleoplasm; cytoplasm. Gene Ontology annotation, biological process: protein ubiquitination; ubiquitin-dependent protein catabolic process; positive regulation of DNA-templated transcription.